GUUUUCUAACUUGUGGGUCCUACUGACAUUCUAGAAAAUUUUACAGUUCUGGGUCAUUAAAUAGAAGACUUUGAUUCCCUGGUAACUGUAUAAUAAGCAAAGCAGCGCCCAGCUACUUAGAGUAGAGGUCGAUCAGAUAUAAGAUAGCAUUCCUCGAUCUCUCGGUCUUUCUACAAAGUUAGAGUUCAGACAUUUCGUUUGUUCAUGAUCUCACUGCCAAACUAGAAUUUUUUUUCUUAAUCUUAAUUAAUUACAUAGAUACGAGCUAGCAGCUAGCUGCAGGAGGUCAAAUUAAAGCGGGAGUAACGUGAAGAUCUUGAACUUGAUCCCCGUUCCCCUUAUUUCAAGCUGGCCGAAGUGCUAGAGAGAGGAAGAUGGAAUAUGGUGGGUUGGUGCAGAAUAGUGCAUAUGGGAGCUUCUCAGAAAUUUUUGGCCCAGAAACGGAUUUCAUAGAUGAACUGUUUGUGGAAGGAUGCUGGGUGGAAACAAGGGUUGGAUCGUACCUGAAUUGUGGGGGGGAGGCUAAUUCUUCAAAGCCAAACACGAUGGCUAGCAUGGAGACGUCGGCGCAAAUAAUAUUCCAAGAAGAAUCAUUAUCAGACCCGGAAAUUAGUUUGAUGGUGGGGAAGAGAUGGUGGAUUGGACCAAGGGAGAAUCCGGGGCCAUCUUCCUCUGUGAAAGAGAGAUUAGUUAUUGCAGUCGGGUACUUGAAAGAAUACGCCAAGAAUUCCAAUUUGCUGAUUCAGGUAUGGGUACCCGAACGGAGGAGAUCUGCACGUGCUCAGCCUCAGGAUAACUACCCAUACGCCGCGCUUCUUAAUACAACAUCAGCUUUUCAGUUUCAGGAGGAUUGGGUUCAUGACCAGUGGACUCCCAACAUCCGCUUCUUCAGAAGUCACGAGUACCCGCGCCAUCUACGACGUCCUGGAUCUCUCGCACUUCCUGUCUUUGAGAGUGGCUCCGCCAUGUGUCUCGGUGUUGUCGAGAUUCUCAUGCCCAACAACCCCGACCUUCACGCCCUUCAGAGUGUUGAUUUUACAAGCAGUACUUGUCAUCAGAACUUUAUUCCACCUGCAGCCGUGACCGCGAAGGGUUUUGACGAGUUGUACCAAAGUGCAUUAAAUGAGAUAGUAGAAGUUUUGACGUGUGUAUGCAAGGCGCAUAACUUGCCUUUAGCUCUCACAUGGGCUCCCUGCAUCCAACAAGGAAAGAGUGGAUGUGGGCAUUCAAACGAUGAGAAUUAUGUGUCGAUGGUGGAUCCUGCUAGUUUUGUGGCGGAUGUAGAGGUACUGGGUUUCCUGGAAGCGUGCUCUGAGUGUCACCUUUUGGGGGGGCAAGGAGUAGUUGGGACAGCUUUCACAACCACCAAACCUUGUUUUGCAAAUGACAUAACUGCCUUCAGCAAGGCGGAAUAUCCUCUGGCGCACCAUGCUAACAUGUUUGGCUUGCAUGCUGCGGUGGCCAUUCCACUCCUGAGUGACUCCGCUGAUUUUGUGUUAGAGUUUUUCCUGCCAAAGGAUUGCCAUGACACCCAAGAGCAGAAGCAGAUGCUCAACUCCUUGUCUAUGCUAGUACAACAAGCUUGCAGGAGUUUGCAUGUUGUCAUGGGAAAGGAGGAGGAGGAGGAGGAGGAGGAGGAGGAAUUAAUCGCGUUGCCGCCCGUUGGCAAAGAAAUGGAGUCAUCAUCAUCAUCAUCCUGGAUUGCACAUAUGAUGGAGGCCCAACAGAAGGGGAAAGGUGUCUCGGUGUCCUUGGAAUACCUCCAAGAGCCAAAACAAGAGUUCAGAGUGACAACCAACUGCAAUGAACAGGUUAGUGUUGGUGUUGAGAGUGGGGGAGGAGAAGAAUCAUAUACUGCAGCUUUUGGUGGCCGCCGGGGUGCCAGGAAAUCAGCUGGCGACAAGAGACGAACCAAGGCAGAGAAGACUAUCAGCUUGCCGGUUCUUCGACAAUACUUUGCAGGAAGCCUGAAAGACGCUGCCAAGAGCAUUGGCGUAUGUCCUACCACUCUUAAAAGGAUAUGCCGACAACAUGGGAUCACAAGGUGGCCUUCAAGGAAAAUUAAGAAGGUAGGCCACUCCUUAAGAAAACUUCAACUUGUCAUCGAUUCCGUCCAGGGUGCCGAAGGUGCCAUUCAAAUUGGCUCCUUCUAUACCAGUUUCCCAGAGUUGAGCUCUGCCAAUGGUGUUUCUGAAUCAUCCAACAUCAAUAAUAAGUUUUUUUCUGAAUAUAACCAAGGAGCUACUACUUUCAAAUCCCCAACUUCGCCUUGCAGUCAGACCACUAUUCUGAUUUCAGAGAACCAACAACCACUUGUACUUGGUGCAUCAAUCCAGGUCCAAGAGGAAGCAAAACAUUUCGCCCACCAUCUUGAGCCUCUACCACCAGCUCCCUUGCCCCAAUCUAGUACUAGUCUCUGGAACACGGCCGGCACUUUUAGAGUCAAAGCUACUUUUGGGGAUGAAAAAAUCCGCUUUAGCUUGCAACCAAACUGGGGAUUCAGAGAUUUGCAGAUGGAGAUUGCUAGACGUUUCAAUCUAAACGAGAUUAGCAACAUUCAGCUCAAGUAUUUGGAUGAUGCUCGAGAGUGGGUUCUUUUAACAUGCGAUGCUGAUCUUGACGAGUGUAAAGACAUAAAUACAUCAUCUCAGAGCCGUACAAUUAGACUCUUCCUCUUUCAAGCUUCGCCUCUAAAUCAUGCAAAUGCAUUUCGAGGCACCAGCCCCUCCUAGAUAACACCAUUUCCUUGUUAGAGUAAUUAGCGCCAGUAAUGUCAACAAUCCCAAGUGAAAACCAUUUUUCUAUUACUUCUCCUCAUUCAAUAGAUACAAGGAUAUUAGUUCCAAAUAAUCAACUUUGAAGUGCUAAGAAUCUAUGCUUUAUACACAUGGUCUCUCUAUUACUCCAUCGCAUUUGUUCGCAUCCCCAGCUCCCUACAAUAUUAAGGAACGUAAAUACUUUCUUGACAGGCA
Messenger RNA from Glycine soja, 2972 nucleotides. Its product is annotated as protein NLP2-like. The record is from RefSeq and is a predicted model, not a curated record. The transcript has 6 exons. The coding region runs from base 375 to 2732 and encodes 785 amino acids. Gene Ontology annotation, molecular function: DNA-binding transcription factor activity; protein binding. NCBI's taxonomy places the organism in Eukaryota, Viridiplantae, Streptophyta, Magnoliopsida, Fabales, Fabaceae.